Molecule: messenger RNA, 908 nt
Organism: Lampris incognitus (smalleye Pacific opah)
Lineage: Eukaryota; Metazoa; Chordata; Actinopteri; Lampriformes; Lampridae
Gene: crhb
Product: corticotropin releasing hormone b
Exons: 2
Coding region: 152-622 (156 amino acids)
Cellular component (GO): extracellular region
Molecular function (GO): hormone activity
Source: RefSeq, a predicted model, not a curated record
CACACUGCAUCUACUAAACUAACUCUAUUAGUUCCUCCACACAAGCCAAGUAGGGCGGGCGGCGUCUGGCACCAACACCUGGCACCUACAAGCCCACUGCGCUUGGAGCUCCGCUAACCAUUUCCCUCAAGAUCUCAGCCGGCACCCUGACAUGAAGCUCAAUUUACUCGCCACCACCGCGAUUCUGCUGGCUGCCUUCGUACCGCGCUGCGACUGUCGGGCCAUCGAGCGCCCCGCCGCCGGCGCCGGCCAGCUCGCCGCCUCCGCCGCCCUGGUCGCGGACGGCCAGCGGCGGCGCACGGGUCCCGUCCUGCAGCGGCUCGGGGAGGAAUACUUCAUCCGCUUCGACAACGGCAACUCGGACUCGGCGGGGCCGUCGUCGCCGACCUACCCCGGCGGCUCGGUCUACAACAGGGCUCUGCAGCUGCAGCUGACGCGCCGCCUCUUGCAAGGCAAAGUUGGGGACGAGUCGACGGAGCGGGGCAGGAGGUCCGAGGACCCGCCGAUAUCGCUGGAUCUGACCUUCCACCUCCUCCGGGAGAUGAUGGAGAUGUCCCGGGCCGAACAGUUGGCGCAGCAGGCGCAGAACAACAGACGGAUGAUGGAACUCUUCGGGAAAUAAAAGAUCUCUUCUCUCUCUAUCUCUCCAUCUCUCUUCUUCUUCUUCUUCCAAAGAUAGCCCUCCAUUUCUUCUUCUUCGUUCUCUGCAGAACACGACUCUGUAUCACAGUUGCUGCUCGCCGUUUAUUUAUGCCUAUUUGAACCUCAGAGAAGGGAGCGUAACGCAGCCUUGGCUCAUCGUCGUCAGUGUUAGAACCGUGGCAUAGUGCACCACAUCUUGAAAAUGACACCAUGACUGCCCUUUAUUAUUAUCAUCCUUAUUUUUAUUUGAUUUUUUAAUUUUUAUU